Messenger RNA from Aspergillus ibericus CBS 121593, 339 nucleotides. RefSeq lists its product as uncharacterized. The coding region runs from base 1 to 339 and encodes 112 amino acids. The transcript is spliced from 2 exons. The record is from RefSeq and is a predicted model, not a curated record. NCBI's taxonomy places the organism in Eukaryota, Fungi, Ascomycota, Eurotiomycetes, Eurotiales, Aspergillaceae.
AUGCCUACAAGGCCGUGGGAUCUACAAACAGACGACCCAGAACGAAUUCAAGGUAGCUGCAGCGACUACCUUCCAGCGAGGUUCUCAAACUGCAGCCUGGACGGCUCCUAUUGUCGACACAUGUUCCUAGCCUACCUCGCCCCCGAAGGCCAGAGUGCACUGUGGGGCGAUAGAGACUUCGUCCGCGGUCAAGUGCAGCACUACGCGGUACCGUUCGACGAAAGCCAGUUCUCGGGCAAUGGAGCACACUUCGACGGUGCCAGUUUCUUCUCAUUGGCCAUAGUGUACACCAAGAUGGACUACUUCGUGAGUCCGCCGAGGAAACGACAGACGCUCUAA